AAGCGACAACAGGGGCCCAUGACAGAUUACGGGCCUGGCAGCAGCAUGAGGAGUCGGUACGGGGGCCCAUGGCAGAUUACGGGCCUGGCAGCAGCAUGUGGACCUGGCAGCAGCCAUGGCAGAUUAGGGGCCUGCCAGCAGCAAUGGGAGGCCCGUAAUCUGCCAGCACCCUAUGACAAAAAAUGGAACACACCAGCAGUGUGAGGAGACCUGAAAGUGGCACAUGGCAUGAGACACUGUGGACCUGGCAGCAGCAUGAGGAGGCGGUACAGGGGCACAUGGCAGAUUAUGGGCCUGGCAGCAGC
This is a messenger RNA of Staurois parvus, 305 nucleotides long. The record is from the annotation of a GenBank genome assembly. NCBI's taxonomy places the organism in Eukaryota, Metazoa, Chordata, Amphibia, Anura, Ranidae.